GGGUGGGGGGAGGCUUAUGGGACAGCUGGGCGGGGCCGGGGAGGGCAGGGCCGCGCGGAAGUCCUGACCUGCAGGUGGCGCCGGCCGGAGGCUGGGGCGUUGCUGCCACCAGUGGGCGGGGCAGCGGGGCAGCGGGGCGGGGGCACCCUCACCUGUCCGUGUGUGGGGAUCAGCCUGGGCUCCGUGGCCUCCGCUUGCACCGGACGUGGACCCAGGCUACCGGUGGGCAAGAUAGAGGACUGAGCCCAGGCACGCACGGCUGGCCAGGUGGGAUCCCCACCCCCGCUCAGCCUUCUUUCUGCAUGGAUGCUGAAGGACCAGGCUCACUUGAAGUUCUGAGUUUGAGCAGUAAGAAAAGGCUGACCAGCCUCUGGUUCCCGUACCGGUCAACUGAUUGGAGUACCUUUCCAGUUUGGAAACAUCUGGGCAGGCCCAGCUGGUAAGUUUACUUUUCUACUUUGACCAAGCAAACUGAAGCCAACAGAAGAGAACUUUCACCAGCAACUCCCAGCACAUCCGCUCGCCUUCUGAUGUCUGUGACCUCACUCUCGCUGCCCCACCUCUUAUUACAGAUUGAACAGGAUCCAGGGGGAAGUACCAAGCCUGUCCCAUCGGCCAUCCUGUGUGUCAUGUCCUGUGACCCAGUGGAUGCUCAGCACCCUCCAGCUGAAGAAACAGAUUGCCUUAGGUACAUGAAAGGUGAGGACACCUACUAUCCCCAUGGAGCCCAGGUGGGGCUGGGAGUCUGCUGUUUGUACAGCCGGUGGGCUCGUGUUGCUUUGGGCAUCCCUGUGCCUGAAUUCCUGCAGUACACUCGGUGCCUGUUUCCUAAUCUGCAAAACUGGAAUGAUGUUAACCAUCCCGCAGUGCAUUCCAUGGUGCAUCCUCGCCUAGAAUUGAGUGGAAGCAAGUCCAUCUCAGAAGGGACAUACCUGAAGAGAAAUGGCUUUCCAGACUCUGAAGGGCAGAGAAAGCACCAGCCUGGGUUAGAGAAAGAGAACAGCAUCUCUGAGCCCGUCCUGGGUGACCUCACAGAGAUCACCCUAGUGGCCCAGGCUAGUGACCGGGAACAUGUACCUUCCUGCAGCCAACCCCAGACGUCCACUGAUGCAUCAUAUACUGGCAAAGAUCCUGGCCUGGGGGGGCGUUGGCCGCCGGAGAUUCGCCAGAUGUUGGACUCCAGCUUAACCACCGGAAGUGGGCAGGAUGUGCUGAGGGGGCGGAGGCAGCCGCCAAGGCAGCGACGGAGGGGGCUGUCCCUGGCCAGCCGGUCAAUUUGUUCCCAUCUCAACAUUUGCUGUCCCAGUUUCGCAGGACGCCCUUCUCCAGUUUAUCCUUCUCCUGGGAGGUGACAUUUUAGGUUAUUGGGUCCCAGAUUGCUGGCACACUCAUCCCUGUUCUCAAACAUCUUUUAAACUUGGGUGAAGUGAUAAGUUGGGGAAGAAGAUGAUUUACUGAAAGUCUCCCGAGAAGAGAUUCAGACUGAACAGCUUUGUGUCGGACUUUGGAAGACCGCUGGUGCCCAAGGGGUUCUCUGGCAGCACAAUGACGAAUCUAGGUCCCUCUUUCACUGCUACGUCAAUGAAGUGGACCGCUUGGACAAGGCCAAAGCUGGUAUCCCAACCAUAGCCCUUGACAGUGUUGUUCGGCUCCAGGAAGCCAUCAGAUGCAGCAGGUGGCCAGAGGAGGAGCCGAACGGGCUCAUGAAAUGUGACACCCUCAGCUUCAUCAACACGGACCAGAACUCUUCCUUUGGGGAAGAUGAUCUCCUGAUUUUGGAACCACCUAUUGUUCUAGAAAAUAAGCCAGUUGCCCAGACCUCACACAAAGACUUGAAUUGGAAAUGUGCUUUGUCAAGUGUUUCUCUGAAGAUGUGAAGUCUGUCUUUGUAUGGCAGGAAGUCCCCUUUCACAAAAUUGUAUGUGUUUGUGUCUGAGAGAGAGAAAUGGAGACAGACAGAAAGACGGAGACAGAAGAGAGCCCCCUCAGAAGAGAGCUAGUUAAGCAUCCCAGACUGACGAAGACAGUGGAGAAUGCCUCUGAGUUUGGCACUGAUUGCCUGGAGAAUGCUGAAACCCAGGGAAGUGGGCAGCACAGACGUUUACUCAUUUAAUCCUGCCAACACAGUAGGAGAUAGAGUCUACAUAUUCCUCGCUACUUAAAAGAUCCCUGCCUUCUCUCUGCUCCUCCUGUCCAUGUCUCUCCCUCCACUUUUCCCCUUCUCCCCUCCUCCUCCCAUCUUCUCCGUCCCUCGCUUCCCCACCUUCUCUUGCAGAACCCAGAGAGGAUCGCUGGCCCUCCUGCGCAUGCGCAGGCUGUGCCAGCUGGACCGAGGGUUGGAAGCUGCAACUCCGAGCCGGGGAUCGGCCCCAAAGGCUUCUCAGCUCUUUCGCCCGCUCAGUGGUGUGGGCGCUGCUCCCCGGGCUGAGAGCCUCCGGCUGUGAACCCCAGCUUCUCCUGGUGGAGUCGGGAAAAGGGAGCGUCAGUGCUGAGCGAGCUUCCGUCUCCUCCCUCAGUGUUUCUGCCCCAGUGAGAGGGCUCAGUAGUGCUUUGCCAGCAUGAUUUUGGGGCAAUUUGGGGGCAGAUAUCGUGCACAAGCAGUGAGAUAUUUCCAUGCAUUUUACUUUCCGGACAUCACCAUGGAACAUGUGGGGGUUUGUGCCUGCAGGCCGGGAUGCUGCAGGACUCCCUGGUCCAUCACCGUUAUGUCUUGGAGCUGCUCCAGUCAGUGAAUGACUUUCUGUGCCUUGGAGUACGUUUUGGUUACUGAGACCCUCGAAUUCCCAUAUGAAUUGUAGCAGCAGCUAGUCAGUUUCUGCAGAGGAGACCGCAGGGAUUGUGAUCGAGACCACGUUGAAUAUACGGAUCGUUCUGGGGAGCACUGCCAUUCCAAGAGCGCUGUCUUCUGAUCCAGCAAUGUGCCCUCACCUCCAGUAGCAUCCAUCCAGACACCGGAACUGACACUGGCCGUGCUCAGAACUGCCUCAGCCCUGAAGACACAACUGACAAAUAGAAGGGGACCACGCCCUGUUACAGCAGGUGCUCUCACUUUCUGGAUCCUUAUGUAACUGAGCGGUGUCAAUCAGGAUUGCCCGUUUUACAUUGUGUGGCGCUGCUGCGGUGUCUCCUAGUUAUUUGUUUCUCUCGCUUUAUUCACUCAGGGGUAUAUCAUGGACAUCCUCCCACUCCAGACUCACCCGGCCCUUUCAGAUAUAUUGGAGGGGUCUCCUGAUGUGUGGGUGUCGUCUCUUGUCCACGGACACAUUUGGUGGGAGAGUGCUGUGGACAAGGCCCUGGACCACGGCGAAACGCCGGCUCCCUCAGCGCCCGCAGCUCGCCUUGAUUUACCGCAUCAUUGUCUUGAUGGUGGACAGUUAAGUUUUCUCCAUUUUCCACUGUCAGAAAGAAUGUUUGAGUUGCAUCCUUCUUGUACAGAACUUCCUGUGAUCUUGUAUGUGUAUUCCUUUAGUUAAGGCUUCUGGAAAUUUAGUCCCUGGAUGUGACAUUUACAUUCAUCACAGACUCCUUUCAAGUGACUAGAAAUUCCUUCUCCAUUGGGGAAUGAAAAAAUGCACAAUUACUUAUGUAACCAAUUCUCUAUCGCUGGAUAUGAUUUCACUUCAGUUUUUCUUCCCACCUUUGUAAACAGUGCUGUGUAAAUGCCAUGAUGGGUACAUCUUUUUGGACUGAUUUUUUUUCCUAAAGGAAACGAUUCCUAGAAGUGGAGUUGAGUCAGUGUGUAUGUACGUUUUUCAGAGCUUACAAGUCCAUUGAUAUGUCAUCCUCUGAAAAAGUCGCUCAUGAUUUGUUCUCCCACAGAUGGACACUAGCUAGAAUAUCUUAAAAAUAUUUGCCAAUAUGAUAAGCAAAAAUGCUUUUUCAUUGUUUUUGUUUGCAUUUGAUGACCAGUGAAGUUUUGAGCAUUUUUCACUCAUUAGCCAUUUGACUUUUUUAAAAUGAAUGAUUCCUUUUGUCCUUUGCCCACAUUUAAGUGAGGGAGCUUCUUGUUGCUUUGUGACAGCUUUUUGUAUGUUAUGAAAAUUAACUUCGUGAAUUCAUCAACAUGUAUCACAGAGCUUUUUCUUGUCAUUUCUUUCCUUUCAUUUUGUUCAGGAAGUUUUCUGAUUUUUGUUGUGGCUCAAACUAUUCUUAGGAUAGUAAAUGUCUUCCUUAUGGGUUUUAUCUUUCACAUUAUUCUUAGAAAUACUCUCUUAUAAUGGAAUAAAUCUCUUCUGUAGGUUUUUUUAAUCUCUAAGAUGGAGAUUAUAAUAGUACAUGUUAUAGUGAGGAGAAGUUGAGUUAAUAAGAGCAAAGAGUUCUAUUUGCUGUUACUAGUACUUUUUAAUAUUUACAUCGCUAUCUGCAAUUUAUCUUGUGGUCAUUAUGACAGGAGUAGAAUUUAUUCUUUCCAGGUGAUUCUCUGUCCCAGGACAAUUAUCGAAUUCAUAAUUUUCUCUUUGAUUUGAAAUCCCACCUGUACAAAAUACUUACAUACACUAGAGUCUUUUUUGAGCUCAUGGUUCCCUUCUGUCAAUCUCCUUUCCUUACUCCAGCACCAUAUCUUACAUGUUGUAAAAAUUUAUUUAAUAACUGGCAGUCUGAUUUUUUUUGAUUCUUUUCUUCCAUCCCAAAUUUUCUUGUCAAGUAUUAUGACUUUAUUAUUCCUGAAGAAUUCCAAAAUAUUUUGUUCAAGCUAUAAAAAAUCAGAUUGGAAUUUUCAUGGGAUUUUUUAGUAAGUUUUGAAUUAUUCUUAGGAGAACUUACAUCUUUACAAAACUGCUUUUCUCCAUGCAAUAUGUUUAUGUCUCUACAUUCAUACCUCUUUCUUUAACCCUCAGUACAGUCCUGAAGUUUCUCCAUUUAGAAUAUGGGCAUUAUUUUUGAAUUUAUUCCAGAUUAUUGUUUAUGUUUUUGUUAAUUUUGUGAGAAUUUUUUGCUAUUAUAUUUUUAAAUGUUUAAAACUGACAUUUAGAAAGGAAGAUUCGGUUUGUCAAUAGUCACUUUGUAACUUGUCAUUUAAAAUUGUAAGUAUUAAGUACUUGUUCCAGAAUCCUUUCUUUUCUGUUUUUUAAAAUUUGUUUCCAAGAUUCUCAAAAUGUUCAUAGCUAAGUAGUAUAGGUGGGGACACAGAUGGAGAGAGGAAGUGUGGCUCACGAACAAACUGUGAGCACUUUCAUGGCUGCCUUUAGGCUGGAGAAGCCACAGAAGAGCCCAGGUUAGACCAAGGGUGGCUUUGUAUGCACUUGAAAGCCAGCUUUCCUGCCUGUAUGGUGAAGCCUGGUGGGCGUGGCAGGUAGAUGAUCAAGGCCUGAUCAAGAUCAUUGGCUGCACAGAGCACUGUGUCUGUGAGAACUGGAGACCAUUACCAUGGGAAAUGCUUGGCGCCAGGAACACUGCAGGGGAGCUGGGGAGCCUGUGUGUUAAGGAUUUUCCAGCCCUGGGAGUGGGAAGAUGAGACUCUGCAUUCAGAUCUGAGUUUGAAUUCAUCCUCUCUUGUUUACUGGUCCUCUGACUUUUGUCAAGUUAUCUACCCGCUUUGAACUCCUGUUUUCUUGUCUCUCAAAACAGGAGAAUUACAGCCUGCUGCUAGAGUGUUUGAUCAGGGUAAAUGAUUUGUGUCUAUAAGAUGCCACGUACAGUCACAAUCUCAGUGAGAAAUGGGCUGUCGCCUCUUCUGCAACUCAGUGCUCGAUAAGACAUCGGGGGAAAGCCAGUCCCUAAUUUGUAUGUGAUGCAAUGAGGAACAAAAUUAACGUCUUGCCUUUCCCUAGCAGUAUUCUUAUUUCUUUGCUUCAUUUACCUCUUUCCUCCUUUACUCUCCCCUUUCACCUCCUCCACCAAAAGAGACUGAGUCUGUCUCAGGACACUACAUUCAAAUUACUUUAAAUGUUGGCUCAUCCCCAUGAAAUUACAGUGAAAUUAAAAAUAAUCUGUACACGUCCCAGACAUGAUUAUAUUUGAUUUACACACACAAACACACACACACACACACACACACACACACACAAUCAGGCUACCUCCCAUUUGCUGAGGGAGAAGGACCACUUUUUCUGAGUUUUCAUUCACUGAGCGUGAGAGCAAAGUCUCUUAAGCAGAAAUUCGCCUGGCUUCUUGCAUGGUUUUUUAAAUUGGAUUUCUGCUUUGUGUCCACAGAAAUAGACUCCUAUUAGAAGAGGGGAAGUGGAGACAUAGAUAUUCUGCUGAGAUAUUGGUGUCAUCAUAUUUGAGUUGGAAAGGACUUACGACAGCAUAGAGUCGUACCUUUUUAUGGUGUAAGAAUGCCGGUGACUGAGUUAGAAACAUACUCCCAAGCUGUCCACGUCCUUGCCAUUAAGAAGCGGACCCUGGAAGCUUCCAAAUUUCUCCAGAAUGCGUUCUACAUUCACCUUCGGCAAUUGGCCCGCCAUAUCUGCAGUUUCCACUUCAUGGAUCCAGAUGGCUGAUUGUAAAGGGACUCGAACAUCCUUGGAUUAUGGAAUCCAGGAUGGAGGGUUCCUGAAACCAACCCCUCGAGGAUACUAAGGGAUGACUCUACAUGUAGGAGUGAAAUUGCUGAGCCAUAUAACUCUAACCUUUUGAGGAAACAACAGACUUCUCCAAAGAAGCUGCACCAUUGUCCCUUUCCACUGGCCGCAUAUGAGAUACCCAGCUUUCCCUGCACCAUUUGUUGAAUAGACAAUUCUUUCCAUGGAGUGUUGUUGGCACCCUUGUGGAAAACUGACUGUAAAUAUAAGGAGACUGAGAAUUAAGUCUUCUCUCUUUGGGUGGAGCUCAUUAUCAAUGACGGGAAGUUGUAAGGUAAAAGAUAUUGAUUCAUCCUGAGAAAACAUUUUUCUGAGAGUCAGCAGUGAAGAAGGUGGACACUGAAGAAGGUGAUCAUUGUUCGAUUGAGACGAGCCCCGGGUUGUACGGAGUCAGCAUCCCUGUCCUGGACACAGCCAGUGUAGAGCUGUGUGGUGGGUGAGGGGGCGAUGCCGCGCAGGGAACGCAGAUGCCGGGCCAUUGGGCUGUGCUCAGGCCCGGUGGGGCUUUCUCCUAAGGGCAGUGGACAGUCAUUGACAGAUUUUAAGUAGGGGAGUGGGGUGCUCUCGUAGAUCACUUUUGUCUUGUAGAAUGCUUAGAAACAUUUAGAAGGCUCAGCUGGAGGUGAUGUGAUGAGUCAGAUUAGGGUGGCUGCCAGGUGUAGGAGUGUAGAAUUUUCAAGUGGUUUUCAGUCCCAGUUUUGUGGCUCAGUAGCCGUGUCACUUUGGAUGAUGCACUCAAGGAAGAGAAACAAUUUAUCUAAUCAAUAAAUGCAGUGAUGUACCGACCUCCCAGGACUGCUGUGGAGAUCCAGUGAGAUAACGUGUCCACAGUGUGCAGCAUGGUACCCAGCACAGAGUCAGUGCUGAGUGAGUGCCAGUGAGUAUCUGGUAGGACAGGUGUGGGUGGUUGGACUCGGUGACUGAGGAAAUCUGGGCCCUGAAGGAGGGGUCCAGUCACACCUGUGAGUGAUGGGCCUGAGCUCGGAGAGGCAGAGACACCUUGCCCCCCGACCAGGGGCCCUAGGCAGGACGGCUAUGAGAGGAGAAUCAUGAAGUCAGCUCUUUGCAGGUGGAGUUGGAGUUGCCCUUGCGACAUCUAAGUGCAGCGUCACGAGCUCAAAGAGGAGGUCUGGGCCCAGGCUGUGAAUUUUCCUAUAAACUUAAUCCCUGAGGACGCUGAGGUAGUGAUCACUGAACGUGAAGACAUACUUUACAGGACAAGUGAAUAGUAGUAUCAUCUCUGUCAUCAAAGCUCACGUCUCUUUAUUCAUCACCCACUUUGCUAAUUGGGUACUUACAGAGCUCACUUCACCGUCCUCCCAUGGGCUCAGGCUCCACAGUAAAGAGCUGGUGAGCCUCCCUCCUUUCCAGAAGACGACACAUUUAGCUGGUAGCCUUCUGUACCUCGCCAGACUUAGAAUUUUAGUUUGUUGAUUUAAUUCUAUUUUCUAUUAGCCAUCUCCUGACAAGGGAGACCUUUUACCUCAUGGUAAUAAUUCAAAUAGCUGUUACUGAGAAUUGCUGAUCUGAUCCAUAGAGUAAGUAUUAUAUUAACCUUGUAGAGUACUUAUCAUUUUUCUGUCUUUGCCCUUUAAUUUUGUAUGCCCUUUCUCUAUCCUAUUUGGGGCCUUAAUUUUUUUUAAUUAAAAGAUGUCUGUUUGCAGUUAAGAAAACAAAAGAAAAAAUACACAUGAUAGCUAAACAUAGAAAAUAUCUAGUGUGUUUUCUGUCUCGGCAAUGGAGGGUUGUAGAAACUUGUGAAAACCUUCAUUACACAAGUUUCUUAAAAUGCGGAUUAAGAAAUAAAACCUUCCUUCCUCAUCUUUCAAGCUGCACAGCUAAUUGUCAAGAAACUGAGGGGAAAUCCUCAGAAGCCAAGACAAACCAGAAAGCAGGGAUUCUGGGUGAUACAUGAGCCUUAGAAGCCCUGGGGUGUCUGUUGGCUCCUGUACUGAGUUUCAGUUGCCUUGACAGUAGGGCAGGAGGUGAGCCCGAAGCCUCUCACACUGGGAGUUGGAUGACUGAUCAUAUGUAAGGCCAAGCCCAUUCCGAGAAGCAUGGUUUACUUAAGGGUGAACUAGGAAAAAAAAAUUCCUCAAGGCAAGACAGUAAGGAAAGUCAAUUUUGUUGGAAGAGGGGAAAAAUUACAAAUCCAAAGUAAGGAUAUAGUUUAAAGCUCUUCUGGCAUGAGAGUGACCACAAACUCCUGGCAGAGAAGCACAGCUACUCCUGGAAUGAGAAGCUGUGGUUUGAAUGAAUCAGUGAGCAGCCAUUCCGAAAAAGGCCUCCAGAGUCUUGUGGAUCAAGAUACUGGACGGCAAACACCUCUCUUCCAAGGUCUCAUUCAAAUAACCAGAAAUGUUUUAAAGGAAAGAAGCCAUAAUCAUAGUUCUAUUUAUUAACAUUACUAUAUGCUAGGAAUUCAGAGGUGACUAUGGAGUUGACUCCUCAUUUAUGGACCUUACUUUCUCUUUGGGGAGAAAAACUGACAUAGUUGGGGAGCUUGGUAGAGGGAGGUGUUAGUCUGUUGCAAUUAGCCAGGAGAGGAGAUUAAGAAAGCAGUGAAGGGUGGGUGAACUUUUUAGCUGAGGACAGACAGUCUUGUUCAGUUGGCUUUUAAUUGCAGGUUCAAUGAGCUGUCACUGGAGGGAAUAGAUAUUUCGGAGGAUGGACUUAGCUCAGGCCUCUUUAGAAUGGACACGUGAAACUGGAGAAAGACAGUCAAAUCUGUGCAGACAUUAAAGUUCACUUGAACAUGCUCCAUCCCUGAGCCAAAGAUAGGACAAAUAUGCAGCACUUCUUAAGGACAGAGGAGUGGUUUCUAAGAUUCUCCAAGAAUGAAUCCCAGGGAACCGGGAUGGCCAGUUGUCAAACUGUGACUUUGCUCUUUGGACGGUGUACCCACCAAGGGUAUUGGACUUUUAUAAGUUUCCAUUUCUCUUUAAUACACGUCAGGUGAUUAGGACGUGGGCACAAGUAUCUGACACCUUGUCGAGGCGACUUUGGUUACCUGCCUAGAAGCACGGGCACUACUAUGGCUGCGUCAUACAUCUUGCCGCCCAUCCCGUUCCCCGGCUCAGUGAUCACGGCAGAGUGGUCCCUUGUUUACCUGUCCGUCUCCUCUGUGACAUCAUUACCCAUGAAAAUACCGGAGCAUAUUAACGUGGUUUUCUUAAAUUCAAAGGAACAGAUCAAAUAUGGAGUCAGAUUUGUUUUUUCCUACUUCAGUAGUGCCAUGGAGAAGGCAGUUUGGGCAGCUUUUUCUAGGGCCCUAGAGGCUUUCUCUCUCAGGCUCUGGGCACCUUUAUUGAAAACCCUUCAUAGCUGUCUGGAGUGCUGUAAAACCACUCCGCCUGUUUUGCCCUGAAGAUGUGUUCAGUUUAUAACUCAUAUCUACUCCUUGGAAAACAACUCAAUAAAAACUCAGUUGGUUUUCCACCAGCCAUUGCCAGGGGUGGGGGAUACCUUGUUAUUAUUUCAUAAAAUAAAAAUAACAAUAAUAAUAAUAAUAGUAAUAAUAAUAAUAAAUAAUAUUAAUAAAAGAAUUCUUAAAACAGCACUGGGCACAUUGGAGAGAGUCAAUAAAUGCUUCCUGGCUUAAGUCAAAAGUGAUGACUCAGUGAUUCCAUGGCUGCUGUAUUUGCUGAGCUAAUUACUCCUUUCCUCCAUUACACAUUUUUUUAACUGAAAAAGAAAUACAUGCAAAUGGUUAAAAAAAAUUCAAACAGAGCACAAAACUACACAAGUGAAAGAAGUUUUCCCUCAUCCUCUGUUCUUCCAGCCCUCCCUGGAGAUGCCACUGUUUACUAUCCUUUGGAUGAUUUUCCAGAUAUGCUAUGCACAUUCCCAAAUAUGUAUGUAAAUUCCUUUAAAGUUUUAGUUAUUUUUAACUUAAAGGGAUUUAAAUCCUCAAGUGGCUUCUGCCCGGGUAAUAGAACAGAACAAAUCUGACUCCAUAUUAGAUCUUUUCAUUUGACUUAAACACUAUGCUCUGUCUCCUAGGCUUCAUCUUGCUUGUAAAACAAUGUUGCUUAGAGCCUGAAAUAUACAGGAGAGCCUAUUCUGAAGGCUCUGAACUUUAAGGAUAUUUAACACUUUUUCAUUCAUAAAAAGAUAACAAAUUACAGAAUAGAAAAUAACGUUUGUUUUGUUCAAGGUUUACAGAGAUUUGACCCAGGCAGAUAGCUGCAAGAACAAAGGAUUCUAACAACAAGGAAUUCCUACACCAGGAAGAUUGCAACAACCAAGCACGUAGGAAAGGAGCCUGAAUUCUGACUUGGGGAGAUGGUUUUCCAGGACAUUAGUUUGCCAUCUAGGUCUACAGAGACUUGCUAUUCCUUGCCCCAACACCUGGUCUCCCAACUUAUUGGCCUGUCCUGCACUGAGAAGAAUUAUUUUGGACUCGGUAACACUCCUAUCUACCUAGCAAGCAGGGCACUGGAACUGAGUGUUAUGGAAACAACAGGCCAGCCAAGAAACAAGCACCACUGGGAGGGUUGGAGUACUCAGAUUUAUUAUGCCGGCGGGCUCAGAGGGGCUUCUGCUCCGAAGUUCUGAGCAACUCCAAGACAUGCACAUGAGGUUUUAAAGGGUUAAUUACAAGUAAGGGGUAUUAGCCAAUAAGGCUCAAACAACAUAAAGCAAGGAAUCAGUACACUGGAGCUUAUCAACUUGUAAUAGAUCACGUUACUGACACAUGUUGAGGUUGGAUUUACGAGUUAGCUUGUUAGCCCAGUAAACUGACACUAAACUUCAGAUUUACGAGUUAGCCCAGCAGAAUUUAGAUCAGUAAAUCGACACUUAUCACACUUAGAUUUGUGACUUAGCUUGUUAGCCCAGCUGGGCUUUUCCUUUACAUGAGGAUAGCUCUCCCACACCCAGGGAACUACUGUGAGCCCUUGAUGGUUCCACUAGGGUGGGGUGUGGUUUACCCAGGAGGGAUGGGGACUGUGCACCAACACUCAGGCAGUCUGCUCUGUCUGGGGCUCUGAUCUUGUACCACCCCGCUCCCCCCCAGCCCAACACCUGGGAGAGUGGAACUAAGGCAGAGAUCAUGCCUGCCUGUUUCCCAGCGUGUAAAAGGGGAAUAGGUACUCUUCCCAAGGUAGUUCUGAGCGACAACACCUGCGGGUGCUUGGUUCCCAGAGCAACAGAAAACCCAGCUCCGCGUGGGGGCAACGGGUGUGAUACCCAUAGGGUUUCUGCAGAAGCAUCGGAUGGAGGGCUGGAUCCGAGAGUUAAAACAUGAGCUGCGGGCCGUGAAGGGUAACAGAAUGGUACAGAGGCAAGACUGCCGCCUCCUUCGGGGUGCCCCCAGAGGUAAAGCUUUUUCUCUCCAUCUCCGCUACGACCCUCCCCUCUCCAGAUCCAUCCCUUUUCUCUGCUCUUCCGGUCCAUCUGUCUCCCUCCACUUUUCCCCUCCUCUCCUCCCCCUCCCAUCUUCUUCCUCCCUCGCUGCCCCACCUUCUCUCGCAGAACCCAGAGUGGAUCGCUGGCCCUCUUGCUCAUGGGCAGUCGGUGCCAGCUGGACCGCGGGUUGGAAGCUCCAGCUCCGAGCCGGGGAUCGGCCCCAAAGGCUUCUCAGCUCUGUCGACCGGUAGGCCUUUAGAUCCUGCACGGGGCCGGGGCCUCUGGCUGUGGAAGUGCAAGGUGGGGGGCUCCCGGGAAAGGGGUCAGGCGGCUGCGGGAGGGCGGUCGGCAUGUCACAGCCCCCCAGGGCGCCAGUCAGCCUGUGUUCAGCUGAAUUGCUCUGGCCAGACCCCUCUGCCCGCGCCACCUACCCCGGCGCCCCGGCCACACCUGUCCAUGGCCAGGUGUGCACCUGCAGCAUCUCACCCAGCCGGGAACCCCUCAGUCCGUGGCUGGCGUCCCCUUCCCCUCUCCCGCCCGUGAGUCCUCUCCUCCCGGGCUGCCUCUCCUCGGCCGCCGGCCCGUCCUCGCCCCUGGGCGGGCUGUGUCCCGGGCGGGUGGGGUCUGCGGACCCGAACGGGGGCAGGCGGCUGGGGCUGGGGCUGGCCUCCGAGCGGGGCUGCAGCCCGCGUUUCCACCAACCCCCCCCCCCCCCGCUUUCCCUGCCCCGCGACCCCGGGGCUGCCCUGCUCUUCCUUUCCUGCUCCCUGAGGACAAGCUCAGCGGCGUGGGCGCUGCUCCCUGGGCUGAGAGCCUCCGGCUGUAAAGCGCAGCAUCUGGUGGGGUCGGGAAAGUGGAUCCUCAGUGCUGAGCGAGCUUCUGUCUCCUCCCUCAGUGUUUCUGCCCCAGGGCCUGCAACAUGAGCAUUCCUGACUACGUGCAGUGUGCUGAGGACUAUGAGGCUCUUCCCGUGGUGGUCAAACCAGUGGGGAUCAUCUCAGAGGAGAAUUUCUUUUGCAUCUAUAAGCGAAUCUCCUUGGUGAGCCAGAUCAGCCCGUGCAGCUCCCAGGGCGCACUCUGUACGCACUACAGGCACCACUAUGCGCCCAAGAAUGGAUGGAGCGUCUUCCAGACCCACCGCAUGGUUGUGGGCCUUGUCACCAUUACCGACUGCCUCUCGGCCAAGGCCUUCGAGAAGCUCCACGUGCAGAGGAGCUGUAUGGCAUCACGCUUAAUGACUCUCAGCUCUUUGUCUUUGUGCUGCAUGGGGAGGUAAGCCAAGCAGCCGCGCACCGACGUGGCCUUCAAUCUACGAGGACUGCAGGGUGGUGGAGAAGAGGAUCGAGGACUUCACUGAGUCACUCUUCAUCUUGCUCAAGUCCAAGUGGCUGGAUGGGGCCCCUGACAAGCCUGGGGACCAUAUCCCACUCCUCUGCAUGCCGUUUGAGAAGGAGGACUUCAUGGGACUGGACACAGACAGCAGGGCCCUGUGAUCUACAAGCCCGCGCUCCCAUCUGCUCCUUGGAGAUGAGGUGUCAGGUUUAGGAGCCUGGGCACUGCUGAGGGCACAGCUGCCAGCACCGGGCUACACAGAAGCUGGCUCCGUAAACCUCACAUGUCACCGCCUGCUGAUCCCCCAGGCGUCAGUCAACGUAGGUGCAUCGGUGCAACUACGUUUUGGUUACUGAGACACUCGAAUUCCCAUAUGAAUUGUAGCAGCAGCUAGCCAGUUACUGCAGAGGAGCCCACUGGGAUUGUGAUCGAGACCACGUUGAAUAUGUGGAUCGCUCUGUGGAGCACUGACAUUCCAAGAGCGCUGUCAUCUGAUCCAGGAAUGUGCGUGGUGUGUCUGUCCAGGUGCCCUCACCUCCAGUGGCAUCCAUCCAGACACCAGCACUGACACUGGCCGUGCUCAGAACUGCCUCAGCCCUGAAGAUACAACUGACAAAUAGAAGGGGGCCAUGCCCUGUUACAGCAGGUGCUCUCACUUUGUGGGUCCUUAUGUAACUGUGCGUUGUUAUUCAGGAUCGCCCAUUCUACGUUGUGUGACGCUGCUGCGGUGUCUCCUAGUUAUUUAUUUAUGCUCCUCCGCUCAGAUGUAAGAAUAUCCUCUUUCGACUUCUUGAUGCAGCUCCUUAAUGAAGAUCUCGUGAAGGAAACUUAGUCAAAACCUGGGAGCAUUCCUAGGAGAGAAUUCAGCAGUGCAGCAUCCUCUCCGAGUUCUAUGAGUUGAUCGGCUUCCACCGCAAGUCCGCCUUCUGCAAGCGGGUGGCCCCCGUGCAGCGCGCGGCCCCCGGCAUCACGGAGCCUGGCGGGAAGGCCUGCUACCGACUCCUUCUGCAGACGCUUCCUGGCUACAGUCUGUCGCUGGAUCUGCAGGACUUCAGCAAAGGUGUUGGAACUAAAACAUUGCUUCAGUCCCAUUAACCAUGCCUGGUUUGGGCCCUGCUGUCUUGCCUCAUCAGGGUGAAUCCUGAUUCGUUUAGAACAGGGCUUAGCAGACUUUUUCUGUCAAGGGCUUGGGAGUAUUUCAGUGUCUGCAAACCUCCUGAUCUCUGGUGCAGCUGCUCAGCUCUGCUGUUCAGACGCCAGAGCAGCCGGACAUUCCACACACACACAGAGUUUUAUUAACAGCGUUGGCUGGGGCUGGAUUCGGUGUAUGAACUGCAGUUUGUCCCCACAGCUCCUCACUAUUGACGCCUGCACCAGAGCGUGCAUUUGCGACAAUGGGUGAACCUGCACUGACACGUCAUCAUCACCCAGAGCCCAGACUUGACACUAGGAUUUACACUUGGUGGUGUGCACUCUGUGGGUUUGGACAGAUGUGCAAUGACAUGUAUCCGCCGUCACAGCAUCAUACAGAGUAGUCUGUCUUAGUGACCUUAAAAUGCUCCGUGCUGCACCUCAUUCAUUGCUCCUUCCCCUCUAGCCUCUGACAGCCACUGAUCUUUUAGUCUCUUUGGUGUUCCCUUUCCCAGAACACCAUACAGUUGGAAUCAGACAUUUGCGGAACCUUCCCAGAUUGGCUUCUUUCACUUAGUAAUAUGCAUUUAAGGUUCCUCCAUGUCUUUUCCAUGCCUUGAUAACUCAUUUCAUUUUAGCACCAAAUAAUAGUCCAUUUUCUGGCUGGACCACAGUUUAUCCAUUCACCUACUGAAGAACAGCUUAGUUGUUUCUGAGUUCUGGUGAUUAUGAAUAAAGCUGCUAUUAACAUCUGUAUGCAGAUUUCUUUGUGGACAUAAGUUUCCAUUUCGUCGAGUAAACACCAAGGAGCACAGUUGCCGGAUCAUAUGUUAGGAGUACGUUUAGUUUUGUAAAAAAUUGACAGACCGUCUUCCAAAAUAUCUGGGCCAUUUUACAUUCCCACCAGCAAUGCAUGAGAAUUCCUGACGCUCCACAUCCUCACCAGCAUUCGGUGCUUUCAGUGUUCUGCGUUUUGGCAGUUCUGACAGGUGUGCAGUGAUACCUCGCUGUUUCAGUCUGCAUCCCCUUGAUGACAGAUGCUGUGGAGCAUCUUUCCAUAGACUUCUUUGGCAUCUAGAUUUCUUCUUUGAUGAGGUGUGUGUUCAGGCAUUUUGCUCAUUUUUUAAUCAGGUUGUUCAUCCUUCUUGUUGAGUUUAAAGAGAUUUUGGUAUAUUCUGGAUAUCAGCCCUUUAUCAAUGUGUCCCUGCCCUUCACCUGCAGCACCGGAGUUGUCCUUUGGGUCUCAGUGGAGUGUCAGCUCUUCAAAGAGGUUCCCUGUCUUCCCUCAGCCUAAAUACUGUCCUUGUAUUUUUCACUUUCAUUGACUCAUUUUGUUGUUUUUAAAUAGCAUUUCCCAUAAUUUGUAAGUACAUUAAAAAAAAAGGGCAAUGAUUGAACACCACCUCCCCCACCAGGCUGUGUGCCCUGUGAGAGCAGAGGCCCUGUCCCCACUCACCGUUUCCCAUGACAGCACAUGGCACAUGUCCAUGUAAAAGUGUGUAACGUGGGGCCAAACCUGAUGAGCAGCUAUGAUGACAUGUGUUGGCUACCAUUUAUUGAGUAGACUUUGUUUCUGAUCUUAAUUAUUAAAUCACAUGAAUGAAACUUGUUUGUUUUGAAAAAUAAACAACAAAGCACACCUCCAUUUGAUUGGUACUUUCCACUUAGCCUUCUGACCCAGGAGGGGAUGUUCACCAUCAUUUUGUGGAGGAGGUUGGGGAGGUAAAGUAAGAGAGUGAGAUCAAAUAAAGUAAAAAUGAUAACUAUCAGUUGGCUUUAUUUUCACUAAGACAUAAAAGUUACUUUAAACCCUA
Molecule: messenger RNA, 16150 nt
Organism: Camelus dromedarius (Arabian camel)
Lineage: Eukaryota; Metazoa; Chordata; Mammalia; Artiodactyla; Camelidae
Exons: 30
Coding region: 531-1352 (273 amino acids)
Source: RefSeq, a predicted model, not a curated record